Molecule: messenger RNA, 4521 nt
Organism: Linderina pennispora
Lineage: Eukaryota; Fungi; Kickxellomycota; Kickxellomycetes; Kickxellales; Kickxellaceae
Exons: 2
Coding region: 1-4182 (1393 amino acids)
Molecular function (GO): DNA binding
Source: RefSeq, a predicted model, not a curated record
AUGCUUGACGUCGUGUCCCAACAACACCGACUCUUUCACGAUCUGUGCCGGGAACACGCAAUAGACACAGCGACGCUCGAAGCACACUCCACAACAACAGUAAAGGUCGAGCCCCACAGCUCAGCCUCAGACGACGUUUCCGCAACAGUUGUCAUCAAGGCCGAGCCUUUGCAUGACGCAGCAGGUCUGUCGCACCAGCAUUCCGCACCCAACCACGACGACGAUACCGACGACUUUGACUUUAACAGCUUCCACGAUCUUAUGGAUGCAGAGCUUAUGUCGGUCAAUGAGCUCGACAAGCUCUGGACAAACUCUAACCCCACACAAUCAGACAGCAGCAGCAAAAUCGACAGCGCCAGCCGUGCCCUCUCUGUGGCCGGUGGUUUUGACGCAGAUGCCUCUGGCACACACACCGGGGGCCAGCAAUGGCGUGGAGCAGAUUCUGCCGACGGCACCAAUGGCACACUCGACGAUGAGCUGUCCUCAAAGCUGACACAGAAGCUGCUGGCACUGUCUACGGGCUCCGUGGCCAAUGGAGGGCCAGCCGCUGGGGAGGUGAGGGAGCAGGAUUCGCGGGCAGUCACAGCAGAUGGCGAAAAAUGCAGCGACAGCCAGCAGGCCGUCCCGGCUGCGGCUGCGGCUGUGGCAGCAGCAGCCCCCGAGCUUCCCACUGAUAUUAAAAAGGACAACAAUAGCGUGCAGCAACAACCAGCUGCUGCUACUGCAACCACGGUUGAUUUCCAGCCAGACGACGCGGAGCUGCUUUCGGUAAGCAAAUCGAUGAUUGAUACCGAGGCGGCACUGAGCCUGGAUGCUGCCGAGGGCGGCAAGGGCAACGGGGACGAUUCGGCGUCUGGAACCGGGUCGUCGAGCAAGGUCAUCUUGCCCGACCCGUUUGCCGAUAUCUCGCCCACAGCCAUGGUCGCAACCAAGGUUCCUGUGUCGCCGCGUAUAGUGCUGACGAUUGUCGAGACAGUGCCUGUAUAUAUGACCGUGCUUACCACAACGGAGCCAGCCGCCGACUGCCAGGGCAAAUGGAUUGUGCGGCGACACCGGCUACUGCGGCUGGUAGAGAACGGCUAUGUGAAUGCAUCGUCGCUGCUGCUGGCCGGCGGAGUGGCAUCUGAACAAGAGCGCAGUAUUGUGCUCAGCCUUGAAGUCGGGCGGUUCAAGUGGCGGCGACCGCAGAGCAAGUUGUAUGGAACGUGGAUUCCACUGCCCCGGGCGCGCGCACUGGCUGCCACAUGCUCGCUGAACCACAGGCUCGGGCCGUUCCUGAACGACAACCUUGAAGCCUACUUCCCAGCACCCCUGCCAACGUCGUUCAUCCGCCAUCUGAUCAUGCCCUUCUUCAACGACCCUGCCAGCGUGCUGCUGGCAUCGCAGCAGCCCGGCGGUGCCCAGUCUGGCUCAGGGUCGGCGGCAACGCCGUCAAUACGCGCGCCCACCAGCGCCGAGAUCGCCGAGAGCGGGCUUGGCAUUGAGUUCCAGACCAUGGUUAAUUCGGCGAUUGCAGGCAACUCGGCGUCACAACAGAGCAUUUCGCGCACCAGCACCUUUGGAGCCACCGCGCGAGGCACGCCAUCCCCGUCAAUCAUUCAGUCGUUGGCCACGCGGCCGGGCGCUUUCAGUUUUGCUGGCGCUGCCAAGGCGAUUUUUGGCUCGGACGACCGACACCUGCAGUCGUUCUUGCAGCUGCUCAGUGCAGAAAGCCCUAUGCUUGGCACAUCACUGGUGGCUGAGCAGCAGAACCGGCUCCAACAGCAGCUCUUGCAUCAACAGCAGCAGCAGCAGCAGCAGCAGCAACAGCAGCAACAGCAGAAGCAGUCGGCCAAAUCGGGCUCACAAUCUCCAGACGAGCACGCAGCCAUGGCCGUUGAUGAUGACGACGACAAUGAAGGUGAUGGUGACGGCAAUGGUGAUGACGAGACAACCACGGGCACAGGGUCGGUUUUGAUGACAAAGGUGGGCAACACCCCCGAAAAAUCGCCGCAGUCUGCCACCAAGACCACUGCUGCAAGCAGUGCUACUGUGUCCUCUGUAGUGGACCAGGGCAAGUCCUCGGCUGCCCCAGCGACCACUGGUCAGGGUAUAGCAGCCGUACGUGUCACCCGCUCGACCAGCGCGGUGGUUGCAGCAGCUGCUGCAGCACUGGCCGCGUCUGUGGAGCAGUCGGCAGACUCUAAGGAGUCGUCGCCCGCCCUGAUUAGCAGCGUCAGCAGCACUACUAGCGCGGUAGACUCGACAGCAACGCCGCUGACCAGCAAACCACUGUCGCCGUCGAUGGACGCUCAUUUCCCGGAUGACCUAGAUCUGGAUAUAAGCAUGGUGAUUCCUGGAGAGGACAGCGACGUCGACAUGAUUUGCUGCUCGACACCGCCUUCGCCACCGCCGCCGCCCAGCUCGCCGCCAGCGCUUCGUAAAUUGUCGACCACGCCGCUCAAGCUCUCUAGCAACGAGAUCGAGUCUGACGGAGCCACUAGCAGCGGCUCGCGCGCUCAGACUAUGGAGGCAUUUGGCUUCACGGGAACAGCCAAGGCCAAUCUGCUGUUGCGUCUGCGUGCGGCGGCAGCAGCAAAGAGCACUGGUAAACAGCAAGCUGUGGCACCGUAUCUGCUGUACCGAAACAACUCGAAGCGUGCCAAGGCCGAUAACGACGACGACUCUGCUAACGCUGGCGUCCGCAAGCGCGCGCGUGUUAUCCGCAUCCCCCGCGGCAAGCCCACACCCAAGAAGCAGCAGGCGGCGGUUGCCAAGACCAAAAACCCUCGGUCGUCGGUCCCUGAUGCCGCGGUGGUAUUGAGGCUUGCUAGUGCCAUCUAUAACCACACGCUGAACAUGGCAGCGAUGGCACAGAACCAGCAGCAGCAGAAGCAGCAGCAGCAGCAGCAGCAACAGCAGGCUAGCCAUACGAAGGCCAGCAAUGUUGCAAGCUCGCCUAGAACAGCAGGCAGCGGUAGAAACUCACCUACGGGUGUUUCACAGAGACAACCGCAGCACCCGCAGCAAAAUCGUCCGCCUCCACGCCCUGUGCAGACCCAGCAGCGGCCUUCUAUACAGCAGCAGCCACAGCACCAGCACCAGCAGCAUGCUUCACGGCCUACAUCGAACGGUGCUCACCGCCCACCACCCAUGCAGCAGCGGUCCAUGGCACCUGGCCAACAGCAACAGCAGCAGCAAUACCGGCCAGGCAUGGUUCAUCAGCCUAGACCUAUGUCCCCUGGUUCAGCCAGCCAGCGCCCGCUGUCCAAUGCACGGCCCCCGAUGCCCGCUCCUCGUCCCCAGCACCAGAUGGCAGGUACACCUGUCAGACGCCCGAUCAUGCGACCGGUUGCCAACGGAUCGCCGCCGAUUCAAGGCCAGCGCCCAAUGCAGCGGCCCAUGCCUACUGGAGCCAAUAAUGGCACGCGGCCCACAGCCCGUGUGCCCAUGCCACAGCGCCCGGGGAAUGGCUACCCGCAGCAACAGCAGCAGCGACCGCAGGUUAUCCGCCGGCCUCCUGGUCAGCAACCGCAGCAGCAGACCGGCAACGUCCACUAUCGCCCCCCGAUGCCCAGUGGUGCGCCGGCAAAUCGUCCACAGCACCGACCUAUGGCGUCUGCGGUGAACGGCCAUUACCCUUCUCAGCAGCAUCAGCAGGUGCGCCGACCAGCUCCUGCUAGUAGCCCCCAGCAGUACAGUCGUUCAACAGUGGCAGCCACUAAUGGGCCAUCGCCACCACCAUCACGAGCCAGCCAUGGCCCAACCACCGCCCCCAGUGCACGGCCACACAUGCCGCCACGUGUCGCAUCGCCUGCUCAGCAACACUCGCAGCAGACACCGCAACGCACAGCAUGUGUGACCCCCAGACCACAUUACCCGCAGCAGAGCCGAGCACCCGUGCAGAUUCCACUGCCUCGGGGCCUCAACCAGCAGCAGCAGCAGCAGCAGCAGCAGCACCCUGCCAGCACAGGCGAGUCGUUGCCCCAGAGGCUACCGGCGGCUGUCAAUGGUGGCGGUGCUGGUGUAUCGCGGGCACAGCCGAUGCCCACGACACCUUCUGCUGCGCAUAUUGUGCGCCCGCAUGUAAAGGCGCCUGUGGCUCCCGUCCACAACCCUCCCUCUACCGCCAAUGUACUACCACUCACUUCUCAUCAUCCCCAUCAUACGCAUAAGCCACAGAUGCCGCCGCCCAAGGCGUGAGCUACUCGCUCCUGAUAUCUGUGGAACCUGCGCCGCUUUGCCUGGCCCGUGGCUCCUCUCUGGGCCAGCAUGGCUCUUUGCGUUGAAUUCGAAAUAUUCUAGCGACACCUUUCUCGCCAUAUCAUUUGUCUUUCUUGUGGAUAAUAUUUUAGUAAAUUUAUACAUUUUUCGCUUGUCAAUUUCUAUCCUAGCGCAGUUCAACAUGCGUGCAAAUAUACGAGAUGAAUGUUGGGUUGCCAUUAUCGUCUGCAUCAAAAGGGCAAUGCGCCAGAGCUGAAGUUCAUAGCUCAUGUAGCUUGUGGCAGGAAAUCACUAUGAUAGUCGUCCUGUCCAGCAGGG